AUGGGGUUUCCACCUCCUUUAAUGACACCUGAAAAGAACAAGAAGAAGAUGCUGGAGGUCACCCAGAAGAUCAUUGAGCUGCUGACAGGAGAGGUCUAUAAGCAGUGCUUUGUAUUCAGUCAGUGUGUGUUUCCUACAGAUGGAUCCAAUAAUGGGAACCCACCAGAGAGAUGUCCUCCUCCUCUGUAUUCCCGGGAUUCCACACAAGAAGGUCAGGAGAUUCCCCAGGAUUAUCAGGGUGAAGACCUGAUUGUUGUUAAAGUAGAACCUGAAGAAGAUGAUCCACAUGUGUCGGGUGAUGAGCCAUGUAAAGAGGAGGACAUUCCUCCAGAGAUCAGCCCAGAUGGACAACACAACUUGAACCACGAGGAGAAGCCUCCAGUUGUUUCUACAGAAGGUGAAACAGAAGAUGACAUGGACCUCACCUCCAACUCUUCUCAAGAAUGUUCCAAUACCACAGAUGUCCAUCCAUUACUUCCAUCGCUUGAUCCCUCUACUAAUGGUCGGUGUAUUCCCAACCACUCCACGACCAUCGCACUUUGUCCCCCCCCUGGAGCAGAUGGAGAUCUCCAAUGUUCAGAGUGCGGUCAAUGUUUUUCUCUGCCCGAUGAUCUUCUUUGUCACCAGACGACCCGAGCUUGUUGGGAACGCUUUGAGUCAAAAUCAGGUCUCAUUGGCCACCAAAAGGCUUUUGGGAGGUGGAAACUGUAUUCGUGUUCUCAGUGCGGGAAAACGUUUUCGUACAAACACAACCUAGUCAGCCAUCAGUCUAUCCACACAGGAGACAAGCCGUACUCGUGCUCCGCGUGCGGGAGGCGUUUUCUGAAGAAGUCAAACCUCGACGCUCAUCAAAGAACUCACUCGGGAGAGAAGCCAUUUCCGUGUACCCAGUGCGGGAAAAGUUUUGCGCAAAAGUCCACCCUUGUGAGGCACAAAAGGACACACACGGGUUUCCACCCGUACUCCUGCUCCGAGUGCGGGAAGACAUUUGCACAGAAGUCAGGUCUGGUUCGCCACCAGGCCACACACACGGGCGCCUACCCAUAUACCUGUUCGGAGUGUGGGAAAGGUUUUACGGCCAAGUCGGUUCUCCUCACCCAUCAGAGGGUCCACACGGGGGAAAAGCCUUUUCUGUGUUCUCGCUGCGGCAAACGCUUUAGGUAUAAAGAAAGUGCUGAUCGGCAUCGGCUGUUGCGUUGUGAGGUUGAUCACCCCUCAGGGAGAUAGACAUUGGGGCAGCAGGUGAAAACAAGGGGAUUAUGGGUAAAGGAAAAUGGCAUCUGGACCUUUGGAAAAAGCCAACUUACACAGUUGGAUAACGGGGAAAGUCUCAGUUCUUUUUAUUGCUGUGAAGUAAUUGUGGUCUGGAAAAUGUACUAAGCUAAUACCUGUGUUGGAUAGUUGGCAUCGUAAGGUUCAGGGGUCAAUGACUUAGUAGUACGGUUAUCAAAGGGUACCAAUGUAGGUAGGCCCCUGCAACUCUCAAGACAUACCCAAAAGCCCCCUCUACUCGAUCUCAUUGAUUAUAGUGUAUCUAAAACCAAACAUUUGGGGGAGAAGGAUAAGAACCCCUGUUGUUUUAAUGGGGGUACAUGGCCAAACAUGCACAUAGCAGGUCGCAUAGUGAUUGGCACCCACUGCAGAUCUUGAAUCACUCCUUCACGGCAGUACUGUACCUUUUCUACGUGCUGUUUUAGGUAAUUCUCCACCUACCUGCUGGGACGUUACAUCUCGUUGGGAUGACUAAGAGCAACAAUCGAGAGGACUCCAUGGCAGUUGCGCAUACGGCCCAAGAUGGCACUGAACGGCACCCACUGCAGAUCUUGAAUCACUCCUUCACGGCAGGACUGUACCUUUCCUAUGUGCUCCUACAGGUACUUCUCCCCCUACCUGCCGGCGAUGCUACAUCUUGUUGGGAUGACUAAAAAAAAACAAUAGAGAGGACUCCAUGGCCGAUGAGCGUACGAUCCAAGAUGGCGCUGAAUGGCACCCACUGCGGAUCUUGAAUCACUCCUUCACAGCAGGACUGUACCUUUCCUAUGUGCUCCUACAGGUACUUCUCCCCCUACCUGCCGGCGAUGCUACAUCUUAUCUUGUUGGGAUGACUAAAAAAAACAAUAGAGAGGACUCCAUGGCCAAUGAGCGUACCAUCCAAGAUGGCGCUGAACGGCACCCACUGCGAAUCUUGAAUCACUCCUUCACAGCAGGACUGUACCUUUCCUAUGUGCUCCUACAGGUACUUCUCCCCCUACCUGCCGGCGAUGCUACAUCUUGUUGGGAUGACUAAAAAAAACAAUAGAGAGGACCCCAUGGCCGAUGAGCGUACGAUCCAAGAUGGCGCUGAACGACACCCACUGUGGAUCUUGAAUCACUCCUUCACAGCAGGACUGUACCUUUCCUAUGUGCUCCUACAGGUACUUCUCCCCCUACCUGCCGGCGAUGCUACAUCUUGUUGGGAUGACUAAAAAAAACAAUAGAGAGGACUCCAUGGCCAAUGAGCGUACGAUCCAAGAUGGCGCUGAACGGCACCCACUGUGGAUCUUGAAUCACUCCUUCACAGCAGGACUGUACCUUUCCUAUGUGCUCCUAUAGGUACUUCUCCCCCUACCUGCCGGCGACGCUACAUCUUGUUGGGAUGACUAAAAAAAAAACAAUAGAGAGGACUCCAUGGCCAAUGAGCGUACGAUCCAAGAUGGCGCUGAAUGGCACCCACUGUGGAUCUUGAAUCACUCCUUCACAGCAGGACUGUACCUUUCCUAUGUGCUCCUACAGGUACUUCUCCCCCUACCUGCCGGCGAUGCUACAUCUUGUUGGGAUGACUAAAAAAAA
This is a messenger RNA of Rana temporaria (common frog), 2829 nucleotides long. Its product is annotated as zinc finger protein OZF-like. Lineage: Eukaryota; Metazoa; Chordata; Amphibia; Anura; Ranidae. Gene Ontology annotation, molecular function: DNA-binding transcription factor activity, RNA polymerase II-specific; RNA polymerase II cis-regulatory region sequence-specific DNA binding. The record is from RefSeq and is a predicted model, not a curated record. Bases 1 to 1227 code for a protein of 408 amino acids. Gene Ontology annotation, biological process: regulation of transcription by RNA polymerase II. The transcript has 4 exons.